ACAUGGCCCAACCCCACCUCUGGUUCUUGGUCCUCUUUCUGUUCAUGGGACGACUGGCACCACCAAAAAUUACUUUGAAUGCCAUACUCUCUGAGAACAACAUUUGUAACAUCACUCUGACAUGCUUCAUGGAGGAGGGAGGAGAAGCUGUGAAGUACCAGUGGACUCCUCUGGGAAAACAAGCCGUUGAAUCCGAUGGGAAAUCUAGGCUUUUCAUCUUCCAAAGACCUGAGGAUGCUCAUAUAAAUUACACAUGCACAGCCAUAAACCCUGUCAGCAACAAAUCUCAAUCCAUAGUUCUUCAACAUCUCUGUGCAGGUACUUUAGUUGCUUUUGAUCCUCUCUGGUAUACUGUCUUGUCUGUCUUGGAAAUGCUGGUCGUCAUCAUUCUAGCUGGAGUGGGCUUUUACAUGUGGCACAAGAAAAAACAAGGAUGA
Trichosurus vulpecula (common brushtail) is the source of this 437-nucleotide messenger RNA. RefSeq names its product SLAM family member 5-like. Gene Ontology annotation, cellular component: external side of plasma membrane. The coding region runs from base 3 to 437 and encodes 144 amino acids. The record is from RefSeq and is a predicted model, not a curated record. NCBI's taxonomy places the organism in Eukaryota, Metazoa, Chordata, Mammalia, Diprotodontia, Phalangeridae. Gene Ontology annotation, biological process: T cell activation. The transcript is spliced from 4 exons.